AUUUCGCGGCAUGCUUUGAUAGAAACGAAGAAAAAUACGGAAGCAAAGCCAAUCCUCUCUCUCUCUCUCUCUCUCUGCCAAAGCAAAGCUAAUGCUUUCUCCUCCGUCUCUCGAAAAAGUCUUUGACAUUGAUUCUGAUACCAUUUCAUUCUUUCUUUUCGUGUGUUGAGCUCAGAUAUGCUUAGAAGUUAGAACUGUUAACAUUACCAAACUGAUUCGUUUAAGAAGCUGGUUGAGUUUAGUUUUUUAUUAAAUUCUGAAGACUUCGAUGGGGACUGUAUUGAGCCUAAACAACUCUUGGGGAGAGCCAUGUGAGGUUUCACAAAGUGAAAUUUGCAAGCGGCAAAGGUUGUCGUCAAGCUUUUGUGAGAAUUCCAGACUGAUUUCCAGUCUCCCUGAUGAGAUAUCUAUUCAGAUUCUUGCUAGAAUUCCUAGGAUGAACUAUUUGCAUCUCAAGUUGGUGUCUCGGUCCUGGAAGGCUGCCAUUCUGAGUGCUGAACUUUUCAAUUUGAGAAAAGAACUUGGAAUAACAGAGGAAUGGCUGUAUGUAUUAACUAAAAUUGAAAAUGAUAAGCUUCUAUGGUAUGCUUUGGACCCUCUGUCCAGAAGAUGGCAGAGGCUGCCACCAAUGCCAAGUUGUGCUUUUGAAGAUGAAUCUAGAAAGGGUUUGACUGCCCUUCGCAUGUGGAAUAUGGUGGGCUCAAGUAUCAAAAUUGCCGAUGUCAUAAGAGGUUGGCUUGGAAAGAAGGAUACAUUAGAUAGAAUGCGUCUUUGCGGUUGUGCCAUUGGGGCUGUUGAUGGCUGCCUCUAUGUUCUAGGGGGAUUCUCUAGAGCUUCGGCCAUGAAAUGCGUCUGGCGGUAUGAUCCAGUUUUAAAUGCUUGGAAUGAAGCAACUGAUAUGUCAAUUGGUAGAGCUUAUUGUAAGACGGGCGUUUUAAACAACAAGCUUUAUGUCGUUGGAGGGGUUACUAGGGGUCCUGGUGGAUUGACCCCACUUCAGUCUGCUGAAGUUUUUGAUCCACAUACAGGUAUAUGGUCUCCAAUACCAAGCAUGCCUUUUACAAAAGCUCAGGUGCUACCAACUGCCUUUCUGGCCGAUCUGCUCAAGCCUAUUGCCACUGGUAUGACUUCAUACAGGGGAAGGCUAUUUGUACCUCAGAGUUUAUAUUGCUGGCCAUUUUUUGUAGAUGUUGGAGGAGAAGUUUAUGAUCCAGAGGUGAAUUCGUGGGUUGAAAUGCCAAUGGGAAUGGGUGAGGGAUGGCCUGCAAGGCAAGCAGGAACAAAAUUGUCUGUCACUGUUGAUGGUGAGCUGUAUGCUCUGGAUCCGUCUAGUUCCCUUGAUAGUGCCAAGAUCAAGGUAUAUGAUUACCAAGAUGAUGCUUGGAAAGUUGUUGCUGGAGAUGUUCCUAUUCGUGACUUCACUGCUUCAGAGGCUCCUUAUUUACUUGCCAGUUUUCUCGGGAAGCUUCACGUGAUCACCAAAGAUGCCAGCCAUAAUAUUGCAGUCUUGCAAGCUGAUCUGCAGAAUAAUUUAGCUCCCUUCCCAUCGGCUUCAUCAUCAAUGGACAAUACUUUGCAUGAACAUGCUGAACCAAGAGCAGAAUCGGAAAGAGAUCUUUGGAAGGUAAUUGCCACAUGCAGUGUUGGUUCAGCUGAACUAGUGAGCUGUCAAACCCUUAACAUUUAGUGAUUUAGGCAGACAAGUUACUUUUGAAUUGUUGGUUGAUAUACUUAUAAAAAAGUGCUAGUUCAUAUGAUCAUUUUUAA
This is a messenger RNA of Juglans regia (Persian walnut), 1767 nucleotides long. Its product is annotated as F-box/kelch-repeat protein At1g22040-like. The transcript is spliced from 2 exons. Gene Ontology annotation, molecular function: protein binding. NCBI's taxonomy places the organism in Eukaryota, Viridiplantae, Streptophyta, Magnoliopsida, Fagales, Juglandaceae. The record is from RefSeq and is a predicted model, not a curated record. Bases 269 to 1687 code for a protein of 472 amino acids.